UAAUAGUUAUUGGACAAAUCAAUGUGAAAUGACACAAAUUAUGUUAAAUGAAAUAUUCAAAAUAGUGCACAAUUUAUGUUGUCACCUUAAAUCCACCAGUUUUUUUGCUUUUAAAGUAUUUUACAGUUUGUUGUGUAAAAUUCAUACAAUUUUUUCCAAACGGUACAGGGGUUUCCACAGAGUCUUUUAAAAUUAUGCUAAACAUUGUAAUGUCAAACUGGGAAAACCCUUUGGGAGGAGUUCGUCAGCAGAAUUCCUUGAUUCUUUGUCAACUGCUGUUGUUUGAUGAUAAGAUAUGGAACUCAGCGCUACCCGAAUCAGCUGGCUGUGACCAGGAAAAAGCCAAAUUUAGGCACCAACGCCUUCUUGAGCUGAUCUUCACUAAUUUGUCUUGGACAAUGAAGACUAAAUACUUCAUACUAGCUGUUGUUCUGCCAAAGACUGAUAUUUUAGAGGUUCUGAAGGAUCACAAAGAGGACAUAAUACCAGGACUAAUGCUGAGUCUCUCUGUACCACAUCUGGUACCAGCUGGCACUGACUUAUACCGUGCCAUACUGGGUGAGCUUUCACACACAGAGUGGUGUCACUAUUUCCUGGCUCCCCUCUCCCACAUUUUGAUCAACCCAGGUGUCAGUUUGGAGAAUGAAAAUCUUUUCAAUUACUGGAUGCUACCAACAAUCAAGAAAGUCCCUUCGGCAUUAGAUGACCUUCUUGAAGUGACAUCAAUUAAUAUAUAUUCGUUCAUCUCCCUCCUCAGAAUAAAAAGAAAAGAGGGAUUUCCUGGCUCUUCUUGGGAAGAAAUGAAUAAAUGUAAAAUUAAAUUUGCCCUUGAAGACUACUCAGAUAAAAUUCGUUCUCAAGCAUUUUCGCUUAUUUGUACUUCUUCAAAAGCAUCUAUAUCGCCAAAUGUAGAGGAAUAUAAUUUAGUUCAACAAUAUUUUAGGCAAAAUAUUAACUCGGAUAGUACAGUUUUGAGGCAAAGCCUGCUGAACUCAUUUACAACUUUUAUAAUCCGCUUAAGAGAUAUGCUAUUACAUUUCUUAAAGAAUAAAAAUACUGAAUCACCCUCAAAAACUCUAUGUUUUGAAUUCCUGGACUGGUUACAUUCAUUUUUGCUUUUCAAUUUGGACACCAAAUGCAAUUAUCAGCGCAAAUACACAUCUCUUGAACUGUACAUGAUUGUUCUUAUGUACUUUGGAGAGCCAGUGAGAAGAAAAGAGCAAUCUUAUUCUAGGAAAAGCAAUAAAAGCAGUUUAAGUCUAAGAUCAGAAGACAAUGCUUUUUCGUGGAGUUAUAAAUUCGAAUCAUUAUCAAGUCAAAAGGUACUUCUAGACUGUCUCUUUGAUGGAGACAAUGAUGUUCGUUUGAGUGCUGGCACUAUUCUAACAACACACUUUAAAAUAUCACAGUCAUUCGCGGAAGAAUUUGAACAUUUGUUCAACAAGGGAUUGUCCUUAUGUUCAAGCUCAAUAUUUUAUAAUGCUGAGAGUGGGGCUAGAAUUGUUCAAGUUCUUGUAAUAUUGGCUUCUAAUUGUUCUUCGGAAACGAUUAAACAAAUUGUUUACAAUGGAAAUGCUCUCUUCUUCAGUGCUCUUUUGUCUUCUGCAGAAGAACAGUUUACACUACUUAAAGAAGACUUGUUGAAGGCAGCUUCUCAAGGAUCUUUCCUCUAUGGCACUUUACAGACUCUGACACUUCUCCUCACGGAUCCUGAAAGCCCUGAGUUCAUGUUGUUGGAUGCAAAUCAACUAGAAAGACUGUUACACCUUAUGGAAGAAAAUACACAGUUCUUCUUGGGUGUGUUGUCUUCAAAAUCAGAUCCAAAAUCUGAAUAUGCUCCCUCUUUUGGAGAGAUGGGAAUGGCCAUUGCAGCAGUAGUGGAGAGUUCCUCUCUGAAGGACAAAGAGGUGUCAGUGGAGAUGGGAGAUGACACAUCAGCUGAUCUCCAACUGACUCCUGCCCAACAGCUUGUACUCAGCUGUAUCUGGCUCAAUCUUAAGGAGAGCAGUGUGCUGUGCAGUAAACUGGUGAGCAAGCCACUUUCUGUUAGAGACACAGAACGAUGUGUCACAGUGGUGGUGUCUGUGUUACGUCGAUGUCGACACAAAGGUGCCAUAGAGUCUGCAGGAUUGGCUCUCUACCACAUUACCAAAUACAUCACUUCCAGCCCAAUCACAGAAUUGCAGGCCUUACCUUCUCAGCUCAUGGAGUGGUGCCUGACAUCAUUAGUUGGCAACACUGCAACCACAGUGUCCCGUCGGUCAGCUGGCCUAGCUAUACUGGUGCACAGGCUUAUCACAGGGGACUCUAGGCAUACUAAGCCUCUGCUGCACAACUGUGUGGCGAGAUUGUUGGAGAUAGCCACAGACAGCCAUGUGAUCGAGGGUGAGCUUCUGGUCGACCUUCCGCAGAGUCAGGCCUUACACUUCCUGCGGACCUUGGUACAGGAGGCCAGUCUGCGGGAACACAUGGCUCAGUACAUGCUGAAGGUGUCACUGGUGGCGCUCUCCAACCUUUCAUCUCAUAUCUGGACCAUCAGGAAUGCUGCAUUACAGUUGAUUGGGGCAAUAGUUCCCAAGUUAGUUGGUCAGAAGCCACAUCAAGAAGAAGGCAGAGGAAACCACCACCUGGCAUUUGAAGAACUCUAUUUUCAUGCUAAGCCUUUAGUAAAAGUUAUGCUGAAUGAGUUUUUUGAGGCAGGACAGUCAAAUUCUAUGAAUGUACAUUCAAAGUUGAUGCCCCUCUUGACUCUUGUUACAAACUUGGUAGCAGGUGUGCAAUCUAUUAUUGCGGAGGAUGUUUUAGAAAUAGUGCAGAUGUUUAGAAAAUUUUUUAUCCUUUUGUUUAAAAGUAAUAUUUUUAAUGUAAGAAAAUUAAGUGCCAAAGCACACUCUAUGUUCCUAACAUCAUCAGAACUUGUUCCUAUAAUUAAUGAAAGAGUCCAGCAAAUUUUGGCUUUCCUGAAUGAUGAAGUAAGUUGUAAUUGGUCAGAAAAUGAGUUGCACGGUUAUUUGUUAAAUUUAACAUAUCUUGUUCAAAGAUUCAAUGAUGAAAAAUCUGGAAUAUGCUUACUUGAGAUGCAAGGAGAAAGAGUUAAAUCGUUAUUAGAUACUUUGUAUAAAAGUGUUCUUAGAGGCCAACACUCUUACUUUGUUAAAUCUUUGGUGUUUGAACUAAAUUAUUCAGCGAAUGUAGUUAAUUGUUUAAACAUAAGUGAUAACAGUACAUCUAACAUAUCUUUGGGGUUACCACAUUUUAUUAGCAAGCAUAUAUCAAACCAAGUGCAAGUCAUGCACAAUGGUUGUGAUGUCAUUAAGCAAAUAAAACAGUGGUUGCUCAAAUGCCAAAAUUACGAUAUUCAUUUGUCAAGUUUAAAAGUUAUUCAAGUGCUCGUAACCUGUAAAUCUAGACAAAAAGAUUUGAUAAUCACUGAUAGAAUGGCACAGUUAGUUAUUAUUCUAAAAGAUUUUAUAAUGCAGAAAAGAUUGAACACAGAACUUUUAGUGCUUUCUUUGGAUAUAAUGUUGAACUGUUUGGAUCUUCUUCAUGAAAACCAUUCAGGCCCAAAUCUUUUUUGUCCAGAGUUUAACCUGUACUGUCAUGAUAUUUUGGAUUCGAACAUGACCCCAGUUCCAGUUCUUCAGUUACUGUUACCAAUUGCUUGUGGAAUACUCUCUUUUGAAAAAACUGUUGACAUGGAACUGGUUGAAAAAGUAGCAGCAUUGAUAAAUAAAAUAUCAGAUCCUCGUUUUGAUUAUGAUCAAGAUAGAAGAGUUUAUGCAGCUAAAUCUAUGCUGUUCCUCACAAAAAUUCUCAAAUCUGAACAACCAAUAGAGAAUCAAUGUGCAUCACUUAUUUGGAAAGCAUGUGUGCACUUUUUGCAAGAUGAAGUUACUGAUGUACGAUAUGAAGCAAGUAGGUUUGUGACUUACUUUAAGUCUAAUCAGAGAGAUCAAGUUUGGAAUCCAUAUGUUUCGUUAGAGAUGGUUUUUAGUUCUUCUUUCAUGACUGCACUGAUGCCACAUAAACAAGCUCUAGCUUGUCUCUUAGAUCAAAUGCAUUAUGAUAGUAACUCUAAACAUUUUGUCAAUGGUAUUACAAACCCAUUUGAUCAUGGUGUAAAUAGUAUUUAUGAAGAAAAAGUUGUAGUUGCACACUUAGCGAGUUGUAGUAUAAUUGAAAUAGAAAAAAAUCCUGUGAUAACUUAGGCAGAUUGGAAAUAAAAGAAAGUUGUGCUUCUUUGAAUGUUGACUGUACAUAUAUACCUAUGUUUGUUCAGGAAAUAUAAAACGCUUUGUUUUUGUUGAAAAACGUUUGUAAUAGCAGUAGUAAUCUAAUGCCAAGUUAAGUACCUAGUGAAAAUGAAUGCAUGGGAAAUUCAGAAAGAAAUAAAACUAAAAUAAAACUUUUCUUUAAGAGAUUGUAGUUAUGUGUUAUGUUAGUCAUCCACUGAGGAAGAUAUCAGAUUGCAGAUCUCGAAACAUUGUGAUUUUUUUGUAUUACUGAACGUUGGCAAAUGUCAGGAAAAUCCUGUUCCUCCAUCACACAACUGAUAAAAAUGCCUAUACCACUUUACAAAAUCAAGACGUUUAAAAAAAACAAUGAAAUAGGAUUAAGAAAAAUGGAAAUUUUGAGAAUGGAAUGAUGUAAAAUUGGUUUCUACAAUUUCACAGCCGAGUGCUCCUUGGGGGCUUUCCCUCAUCACUUGUGCACAAAGGGUGAAGAACCGGCUAUACUGGUGGCCAUCUUGAUUUUAUCACCAUUGUUCCUUUCUUUAUUGAUUAUCCAGAAAAAAUCCUAACACUUCGGCAAUUUUUUACAUUUCAAAAACUAAUGGCUCUUGAGUAACUAGCAUGUACACAACAAAUGUUCUUAAAUGAAAAAGACAACAUUAUUUAUGUAAAGAAUUCAAAUACAAUGUAUAAAAAACAAGUACCGGUAAUAUUGCGGUAAUAUUGCAAGAUUCGUGUAUGUCAUGUUAUAUACCUAUUUUUGAUCAGAGAAAUUAUAUUACUAUUGUAUCUCUGGAUGAGGAUAUUUUGUUAUUAUUUGAUUUAUUUUUAUGUAACCAUGGUAAGAAUUUAUGAACACAACAUAUACCAAAAACCUGUUCAAUAUACUUUUUAAUUUUUGAAUAAGAGAUUCCAAAAUAUGUAUUGAUGGAAAACCUCUGCAAAACAAAAAUUUGAAUAAGCAAGAGAACCCUAAUAUCAAAUUAACAAAAAUCCCCAAAUAAUUUCUACUUAACACAAAAUUGCUAGAACAAGUAAACCCUUCUUUCUGAAUUUCCCUUCUUUAUAUUUAAUAAAUAGUGUGUAAUAUGUUACAUGAAAAAUGUGUUAUUUAUUUAGUGAAACUUGCUUUUGUAUUAUACUAUGUUACUAAUCUGUAUGAAUUUGUAAAUACCACAAUUAAUUAGUGUAAUAAAAUUAUAGUUUUCUAA
Homalodisca vitripennis (glassy-winged sharpshooter) is the source of this 5443-nucleotide messenger RNA. Its product is annotated as thyroid adenoma-associated protein. The transcript is spliced from 8 exons. Gene Ontology annotation, biological process: tRNA methylation. The coding region runs from base 195 to 4208 and encodes 1337 amino acids. NCBI's taxonomy places the organism in Eukaryota, Metazoa, Arthropoda, Insecta, Hemiptera, Cicadellidae. Gene Ontology annotation, cellular component: cytosol. The record is from RefSeq and is a predicted model, not a curated record.